Oncorhynchus tshawytscha (Chinook salmon) is the source of this 2423-nucleotide messenger RNA. RefSeq names its product ras-related protein Rap-2a-like. The transcript has 2 exons. Gene Ontology annotation, molecular function: GTP binding; GTPase activity; GDP binding. Gene Ontology annotation, cellular component: plasma membrane. Gene Ontology annotation, biological process: negative regulation of cell migration; Rap protein signal transduction. The record is from RefSeq and is a predicted model, not a curated record. The coding region runs from base 658 to 1212 and encodes 184 amino acids. Lineage: Eukaryota; Metazoa; Chordata; Actinopteri; Salmoniformes; Salmonidae.
CAACAUAACAAAUGAAGAGCUCCAUUCGUUUGACAGCCUACUCUUUCCAUAAGAGAGAGUAGACAUAUUAUAUUGUUUCAUGUAUUCUCGUCAUUGAGAUGGGAGAUAUUGCAUAUAGGCCUACGGAAACCGAGCAGAGACGAAAUAUUUUGUCUCCACCCGCGGGAAUGGCGACUGAAUAAUGUCAGACAGGCGUGAGUGGUGGACAUAGAGUGAUAGAAAGUCGGAAUGUCCUACAUAUGCCAAUGUAACUUUUUCUGCAAGGUAUUUCAAAACUAAGUAUUUCCUUUGCGUAAAUCAUCCUGGAGUCUCCAAAGGAUUCCUGAAGAAGGCACGCAGAACAGAGGCAAGUUUUUAAACCAUGGCCUGAAAAGAUGAGCAAAUCAGCCUAUACAGUCGAACUCACAUGCAUUACGUUAAGUUUUUUCCAACAAAACGAUACGUUUUUUUUUUCUUAGAUUAUUUAAUGUGGUAUUUUCUGUAAUUAAUUUAUUAGUUAUUAUAAUGUCCCAUCAACUGCCGUAGGCUAUUUUGUGUUACGAAAUGGACAUUCUAUAAAAUGUUAUUGCUUUAGUUUAGCCUAUUUAAUUGCUUUGGUAUCGGCUGGAGGCAGUGGCAUUUUGACAAAUUAUUCUAAUCCUCAUCAUCAGUGGGGCAAUGCGUGAGUAUAAAGUCGUGGUCCUCGGCAGCGGAGGUGUCGGCAAGUCUGCUCUCACCGUGCAAUUUGUGACCGGGACCUUCAUAGAGAAGUAUGACCCGACAAUUGAAGAUUUUUAUCGAAAGGAGAUCGAGGUGGAUUCCUCCCCGUCGGUGCUGGAGAUUCUGGACACUGCUGGGACAGAGCAGUUUGCUUCUAUGAGAGACCUUUACAUCAAGAACGGCCAGGGCUUCAUACUAGUCUACAGUCUGGUCAACCAACAGAGUUUCCAAGACAUCAAGCCAAUGAGAGAUCAGAUCAUCAGAGUUAAAAGGUAUGAGAGUGUGCCGGUGAUCCUUGUGGGGAAUAAGGUGGACCAGGAGGGAGAGAGGGAGGUGUCUUGUGGAGAGGGCCAGGCUUUGGCCGAGGACUGGGGCUGUCCCUUCCUGGAGACCUCGGCGAAAAGCAAGACCAUGGUGGACGAGCUUUUCACUGAAAUCGUCCGACUGAUGGACUCCUCCUCGCUGCCCGACAGAGCGGAACCCUGCUGCGGCUUAGCCUGCAGUAUACAGUAGCUCGCGGGGAGGCGGGUCUGUGAGAGGGUGGCGGACAGGGGGCUGAACAAAUAGGCGCACAGCUGCUCGGUUUGCAGUAUUUACCAACUCCAGGGGGGAGUUGGACAAUAUCGCCCCCAAUGUUUGUGUUGGUGAGCUAUCGAAGUCUUCAGGUCUCAGGCAAGGAUACUCUUCAUGCGACAGUGGUACACCGAAUUCCCUCCGUUAUACAUUCGUCAGAGAAGCAUUUGGAAGCAGGGGUGAACGAAAACAGAUCAACAUUGUAAGCCUACAUCGUGUGUUGACUCAAAAGGAUGGGGCAGAGCAUGGGACAUUAUUGAGUACGUAGAAUCAAAAUCACCAAGACCGAAGGACGGACAGAAGCACAGACAGAAAGACAGUCUAAGGGCUCUAUUACAUCUGUAUCGCAAAAGUUUAGCCUUACAGCGUGAUAGAAAUUUAAAGCCAAUUUUCCGGUGUUAGCGGAGACUGCAUUUACGGUAAACACUGUAUGUCGGACUCAAUUGGAAUUUACAUUUUCUAUUGUGCAAUCUGUAAUGCUUCACAUAGUUUAGCUUGGCGUUGUCUGGGCAUCUCGGUUGCCAUACACAACAAAUCGUUUGCCUUGUUACCUGAGGUUCGUGGUUGACUACACAUGUUUUUAAUGUGUACAGUUACAUUUAAUCUCCCACUUCGGUUUUAUUUUGCACCUCAAUAUAUAUACAUUUUCAACAAAUGUGGAAAAAAAGAGUCAAAUGUAUUUAAUGACGUUUAUACAAUUAUUAAUAGGCUAUAAUACAAAUAUCAGUAUCAUACAGAUGUAGGAUUUUCAUUUGAUGAGAAUGUUCCUGCACAGUCGGAAAUGCAAACAUGUAGUGUAUAAGGUUUAAAAAGGCUUCCGAGUUUUUACAUUUCCACUUCAAAAUUUCAGACUUGAUUUGCCCUAAUGUAAAAUGUAUCAACCCCGACAAAAAAAUGUAAUUCAUUAUUAUCCACAUAAUAAUUCACAUUUCCUGUUGCUGCUGUAGCAAACUGGCUCAAAUGAAAAUCCUACAUGUGUAAACGAUAUAAAUUAUAUACGUGUGUUAGUUGUUAGAUCAUCAGGUUUUUAUGAAACUCUAGACUUUGAACAUGACUUCCCACACCACAUUAUACAGCAUCUUCAAUGCUCUUACUGAGGGAAGGAGGUUGUUGGCCAAGAUCUCGCGAUACAUGGCCCCAUCCAUCCUCCC